GGUGUUCUUUAUUUAUGUGCUCCGUAUUAUUGAAUAACUAAUAGAACAGAGAAUGAUGGCUGAUAACAUUAAUGUAACAGAUAUUCACCUGGGAAAGACAGUCAAAUUAAGCUACGGUGUCUUCGGAGAGGUCGAUAUCGGUAAAUUUGACAAUCAACUGAUUGCUGCCUAUAAAAUAUCUACUAAUUUUCCAAUUUGUUCAUCAACAUUUGGGAGUCUCGAACAUGAUAACAUUAUCAAACUCUAUGGAAUCAGCAACAAGUGUUUCCUAAUGGAAUAUACGGGCUUUGAAUCACUACACAGCUUCUUGCAUGAGCAAUGUCAAGGGACAUAUAAGUUGAAAAAUGCCCUCAACUGGAUGCGUGAGGCAGCAUUGGGUCUUGAGUAUAUUUACUUACGUCAUCCGCAACUGACAUUUCUCAAGCUAUGUCCACAAUUAAUAUACUUCGGUACUAAAUUUUCGUACUCUGGCUUCAAAAGUGUGAAGAUUGCAAUACUUCCGGAUAAAUUGAUAGACCAUAAAAAGGCAGCCAAUUAUUUCUCUCCGGAGGAAUUUUAUGGAGAGAAAAAUGCAAUGGGACAGAGUGAUGUGUUCAGCAUUGGAAUUAUCAUUUGGGAAGUAUUAGCUCGUAAACAGCUCUUUCAUCACACUAACUACACAUAUACAGAGAUCGUUGAGGCAGUUUUGAGAGGAGAACGACCGUCCAUGGAUGAAAUAACAAUAAAAAUCGACAGCCAGUUGAAGAGUUUAAUGAGGAACUGUUGGAACACAAAUCCAGAUGAGAGACCAACUAUUCAAAUGGUUAUAUCUACACUCAGCGGAAUCCUCGAAAAAGAAGAGUGCCUUGAUCAGUUAAUACCGGAAUACUUAGGAUUAUAUGUAGAUAUGGAUAUAAUUGAUAUGGGCAAGAAAAUCGGUGAAGAUUGCUUUAGUGUUUCCCAAAGAGCAACGUGGCUUAAUAUGGAAAAAACUAUAACUAAAUUGAAGUUUUCGACUGAUCAAUGGACUCCAACAUUGUCUUUUAAAAUGAAACUUAAUAAGAAUAUAAGGAUAAAUAGUGCAUUCCUUGUAAAUUUAUAUGGCUACUCAUUAGGUAAGGAAGGCAUUUACUUAAUAUCAGAUUACUCAGAUGAUGGGUCUUUGCACGAUUAUGUGCAUGGCGGAGGGCGGAGCAAGUUUUCAGUAAAUAACCUUAUUAAAUUGAUGUUGGAUGCUGCCGAGGCCAUUUGUUUUCUUAACACAAGAAGGAACAUACGGCAUACGUUUCAUACCUACAUCCUAACUCCGCAUAAUAUGAUCUUGUUUAACAAUUUCAAGAGAUUGAAGAUUAGGGAUAAUUUCUUCAAUGUUGACGCUAGAAGUUUCUUAAACUUCGCUAAAACUACAUACGAUUUAGUCUAUAUAGCCCCGGAGGUUUUUGAAACAGAAAUUUUCACUGACGCAAGCGAAGUUUACAACUUUGGAAUUAUCCUGUAUGAGGUUUUCGCACGCAAAAAACCUUAUUAUAAUUUAUAUCCAAUAGAAAAAGAUGAUUUACGGUACCACAUAGCUUUAGGAAUCCGUGUGCUUAUGCCAGACAUAGAAGAGCUGAAGCUACAGUACAUAGAAAAUUUGAUUAGGAAAUGCUUGCAUCCACAUGAGCAUAAGCGUCCGAAGCACGGCAUUUUGGUGUUAGAUCUUCAAAGCCAACUAUUAUUAAGCACUGACAACUCCACUAUGAUGAAACCUUACGGAUUUGUACACUAUUCGGACAUAAAUUUCAUGGAGAGCAUUGGAAGGGGCAGCUUUGGCAUAGUCUAUCGAGCAGAUUGGCUUAAAAAUGAUGUCGCUGUAAAAAAAAUCAAAAUAAUUGAAGCCGAAAAUAAGGAUACAGCAUUGAAAGCUUUCGAAAAAGAAGUGAACCAGCUGUCCCUCACUAACCACGAGAAUAUUGUAAAAUUAUAUGGUAGUUGUUCUCACGAAAACUUCGCAUACUUAGUCAUGGAUUAUGCAGAGUGUGGAUCCCUCUAUAACUACUUGCACGGAGACGAACAAAAGGAGUAUACAAUGGCCAGAGCUCUAGACUGGAUGAUUCAGUGUGUUCAGGGUAUUCAGCACUUGCACUCCAUGACACCGAAACCGAUGCUUCAUCGUGACCUAAAGACUCAAAAUCUUCUAUUAACCGACAAUAACAGAAUAUUGAAAAUUGCUGAUUUCGGCACUGCGACGGAUCUGAGAACUCUGAUGACGAGUGCGAUUGGCACUGUAGCUUAUAUGGCCCCAGAGGUUCUGAGUGGAGAAAAGUAUACGGAGAAGUGCGACAUUUAUAGCUUUGGGAUUGUUCUCUGGGAGGUGAUGGCGCGCAGAAAGCCAUUUCAUCACUUGAAGAAUCAACGCAAUGAAACAAUUAUGUUCUGUGCGUCCAAAGGUAACCGACCACCAUUAGAUGAUCUUAUGCCGAACUGCAAUGAGCUUAAAACGCUGAUUGAGAACUGUUGGCACCACAAUCCAGAAAACCGACCGGCAGCCAAAAAUAUUUCACUUGAUACUGUUCCAUGUUUUUAUAGUUUAAUCAAAAGAACAGCUUGA
Messenger RNA from Drosophila hydei, 2569 nucleotides. Its product is annotated as tyrosine-protein kinase JAK2-like. Gene Ontology annotation, biological process: positive regulation of canonical NF-kappaB signal transduction; JNK cascade; protein phosphorylation. Gene Ontology annotation, molecular function: MAP kinase kinase kinase activity; ATP binding; magnesium ion binding. The record is from RefSeq and is a predicted model, not a curated record. Bases 53 to 2569 code for a protein of 838 amino acids. The transcript is spliced from 13 exons. Lineage: Eukaryota; Metazoa; Arthropoda; Insecta; Diptera; Drosophilidae.